UGCGUAUGUACUUGGUCAGGUUUUUGGUUUCCAGCACAUUUUUGGGCCUUCCCUGUGUCGGCACUUAUGCCUCCAGUAGAUGAAUGGCACUGGGAUUAGGGGUAAAGACAUUCGGGGUGUGGAAUGGGCUAGGCUCUCCGUGGUUGUACUCCUUUAUCCUCCUGGUGUUGAGCUUUGUGGCGGGUUUGCUUAUCGGAGGUGUGAUUAUGGCUACCCCGGGCAACAAGUGCUUUAACUGCGGAGGGGAGGGGCACUUCGCAAGGGAAUGCCCCUCCCAACGUCAACAGCAACCUGGUGGGGGAUCAGGGGCUUCAACUCCCACUGUCAACAGGUACUGGACGUCGAGACGCACGCAGGAUGAUACCGAGGAGAGGGAGGAACAGACGCGUAGGAAGGAGCAAGAGGAGAAGAAAAAGAUGGACGAGCUCAUCCGUCAAGAGAUCGAGCGCAAUACAGAAGCGAUGGAAGUUAGAGUGAUGUCCAAGCUGGGGAGGCAGUACUUGGUGACUCGGGAGGAGGCUAGGCGGGAGGAGAUCAGCUCUCCGGUUUUCCGAUCGUCUAACUUUGGCACUAGGAGAGAGGUGAGCCGCUCUCCGGCUUUCCGACAGCCCACCUUAAGUACCAGGGAGAGGGAGUACGGGGAAUUUGAAGACUGCGGGAUUGAGGACAUUGAGGACGAGAUUGCCAAGCUCUACGAGUUGAGGGAGAAGAAGCGGAAGGGCAAGGAACCGCUUCAGGCGAGCAAAAAGGUUUUCCGACAACCAGAUUUUCAGAGGGAUGACGGGUCAGUUCUCAACACUCCUAGACCAGAAUCAUCAAGGAUGGGGGAGGAACGAGGGCGCACGAAGAUUCCGGCUGGGAGUGGGCCGGAGGGGGUUCUUGCCUAUGUUCUCCAGCAGAGACGACUGUUGACAAGUAAGUGCAAGGCACAGUUGCUGUCCAUCUGUGCUGCUGAGAAUGUGGAAUACACUACGAAGAUCCGACUGUGGAGAAGAUCAUUGAAGCACGCGUAAAAAUGGUGUAUGAAGGAUUCGUCUUCGCUCCAGUACCUUCUCCUGGUACUAGUCCCGAGACAG
Molecule: messenger RNA, 1076 nt
Organism: Chara braunii
Lineage: Eukaryota; Viridiplantae; Streptophyta; Charophyceae; Charales; Characeae
Source: the annotation of a GenBank genome assembly